Molecule: messenger RNA, 291 nt
Organism: Acanthoscelides obtectus
Lineage: Eukaryota; Metazoa; Arthropoda; Insecta; Coleoptera; Chrysomelidae
Source: the annotation of a GenBank genome assembly
AUGAAGCAGCACAUUGUUAUGUUGAAGCAAAUAAUAAGUGAGGAAAUAAUGUUGUUAGAAACGGACAAAAAAUUAGAUUUGGGAACUACAACAACAGAGAAUACUACCAACCCACCUCUUGCAAUCAAUCUCACAGCCUGUCAAGCUACGGGAAUAACAACAAAACAAGAAGGACAAGUUGGGAUACAUCGAUCAGAAGUGUUCAACAGAUACGUAGCUGGUAUGCGCGAUUGCAAAGAGCAAUGGAAUGUCAAACUUACAAAUCUAAAUGAACAAAAAAAUGACACCUAG